This is a messenger RNA of Xenopus laevis (African clawed frog), 2524 nucleotides long. RefSeq names its product inositol-trisphosphate 3-kinase C L homeolog (gene itpkc.L). Gene Ontology annotation, cellular component: cytoplasm; nucleus. Gene Ontology annotation, biological process: inositol phosphate biosynthetic process; phosphatidylinositol phosphate biosynthetic process. Gene Ontology annotation, molecular function: inositol hexakisphosphate kinase activity; kinase activity; inositol-1,4,5-trisphosphate 3-kinase activity. Lineage: Eukaryota; Metazoa; Chordata; Amphibia; Anura; Pipidae. The record is from RefSeq and is marked provisional.
AAGAGGUACAACAAGAUUUAUGGCAUUUAUUUUCUGGGCCACUAUGCAUUUAAAGGACCGGGGCAUAUAAUUCUAUGAGAUGAGGAUGACACAAUAUGUCCCUUUUAAGGGAAGGACUGCUGGAUCAGAUUGCUUGGGGAAAGUGGCACACAGGGAUGACAGCUCUGAGACUCCUUGGUCAGAAAAUGUCCAUCAAACAAGACAAAACUCUCAGCCCCUUCAUCUUCCAAUUAAACAGCAAUGGACUUGUGAUACAGGUGUUACGGAGCUUAAACUGACUGUUACUCCUCCAACACCAGACACUACACCUGAUUCGGAACAGAGAGGCUUUUCCACCAAUGAUCAGUCUCUUCACAGAAAAAGUGCCCCGCUUGGUUCCUCCCUCCAGAAAGAAAUGUAUUGUGCAGAGACCUCAGAUUCUCCUAACUAUCCAAUUCCUAGACUUAUAAUAACACAGGACUGUAGCUCCAACAGCUGCCUUACCUUCACUUCUCCGCCACUGCCUGAGACCACCAGUGUUCUGGACAUACCCCCCUCUAGGGAAGCAGAAUCUCCAUGUUCUGAUAGUGGCUGUGGUGGAUCCCCAGUACCCUCUCUUUUUAUACGUAAACUCUCCAGUUCCUCUGGCCUUUCAUCUGCUUCAUCCUUUGAAGAGUCCGAAGAUGACUUUGGUGGCAGUGACAUGGAACCCAAUGGAUUGCAUUACCUCCUUUGUAGUCCAGAAGACCAGGGAGUUUCAAGCAAGUCCUGGAAGAAGCUGAAGAACAUGGUCCACUGGUCACCAUUUGUGGUGUCCUUUAAGAAGCAGUACCCAUGGAUCCAGCUGGCUGGACAUGCAGGUAAUUUUAAGGCCGGUGAAUAUGGGAAAAUACUAAAAAAAUUCUGUGAGAGUGAGCAACAGUGUCUGGUGGGGCUGAACCAGGAUAUUCUGCGACCAUUUGUCCCGGGCUACUAUGGGAUGGUGGAGAAAGAAGGCGAGAACUACAACCAGAUGGAAGACCUUCUGUCUGAGUUUGACUCUCCAUCUAUUAUGGACUGCAAAAUGGGUGUCAGGACAUAUUUGGAAGAGGAGCUGGUAAAGGCUAAGGAAAAGCCCAAGCUGAGAAAAGACAUGUACGAAAAGAUGAUUGCUGUUGAUCCCAAUGCGCCCACUGAGGAGGAGCACAGACAGAAGGCCAUUUUAAAGCCACGGUACAUGCAAUGGAGAGAGACCCUUAGCUCUACUGCUACCAUGGGCUUUCGAAUAGAAGGCAUCAAGAGAGCAGAUGGAUCAUGCGACACAAACUUUAAGAAAACACGGUGCAAAGAGCAAGUGAUCAGUGCACUGAGAAACUUUGUGGAUGGAAAUAAGAAUAUUUUAAGAAAAUACCUGGUGCGAUUAAAAGAGCUGAGAACGGCGCUGGAGAAAUCUGAGUUUUUUCAAUCACAUGAGGUUGUCGGGAGCUCUCUUCUGUUUGUCCACGAUUCCUCAGAGCAAGCAAAGGUGUGGAUGAUUGACUUUGGGAAGACUGUUCGACUCCCGUGUACACAGUUGCUAAACCAUCGUACACCCUGGGUGGAGGGGAACCGUGAAGAUGGAUACUUGUGGGGGUUAGACAACCUGAUCAACAUUUUUACUGAAAUGGUGGAGGAAUAGACAUUUAUAUUUUGCCUUCUUAGACUGGAUGUGAUCCACAAAAUGGGAUUCAUGGACCAUAACUUGCUACUAUUGUCAGAACAUGGACUAAAGUCUUCCUAAUAUGCUUACAGAGAGGCUGCUGGCAGGCAAGUCACGUGGAUUUCAGAUUCUCAGCCCAGGCGACUGGGACAUCAAGCAAAGACAAUAUUUUUAGGGAAUGCAUUUGUAGGUGUUUUAUAAAGUUCUAUUUAUGCCUGUAUAGUCUCAAGAGAACACAACACUGGAUAGAUUGUACCUACAGUACAGUUUUAAAGCUAUUUGUGGAACAAGGAUUCAGAGCUUUUUUUAAUGUACAUUUUUUAUUACUGCAACCAAAUAUGAAACUCUGAUUUAUGCUGUAUUUUAUUAUAUAAUGUUUUUAAUGGUUCAACUUUAUAAUUGGGAGGAAUGGUAGGGUGAUAAUUUUUUUAUUUUUUAUUUAACAUUGUACAGUGGAAGCGGAGUUGUUUUUUUUAAUCAUAUUUGUUUCAUGCUUAACCAAAGAGAGUAUACAAAUUACAGAUGGACAGCAGUAAACCCUCCGCCAUGUUGUCCUAGGAUGUGAAGAACCACACAGAUGGAUAGAGAAAACAUUGUGGACUGAUGUGUGUGAGAUCAAGCCUUAUUGAAAUGGUAGAAUCCGAGUUCAUUCUAUCCUACAGAAAUAUAGUUAGCUUGGGGUGGUUCUCAAGUUGUGAGGGUGUUGGAAUUCAGCACCAGCUUGAAAAUAACAGGAAAGCCAUCUCGAUGUAUCUGUACUGCUCACAGCUGUCUGGUUCCCAUGCCAGUACAUAGCUGCCAGAUGGAUUAUAGUGCAGUGCAAAUGGAACUUACUGAUUUCACUGAAUAAAAUCCACAAAAACAGCA